Molecule: messenger RNA, 3696 nt
Organism: Neodiprion virginianus
Lineage: Eukaryota; Metazoa; Arthropoda; Insecta; Hymenoptera; Diprionidae
Gene: Ist1
Product: IST1 homolog
Exons: 5
Coding region: 279-1370 (363 amino acids)
Biological process (GO): protein transport
Source: RefSeq, a predicted model, not a curated record
AAAUAUAUGUGUGAGCACGGACUUAUGUGUGAGCACGGGCUUAUGCGCGAGUGAGUGGAAAUAUAGAUAAUCAUGGCGUAAUUUCACAAAUUGUAGAGUAGGAUCUGUCAGUUGUGAACGCGAUAAAAAAUUACUCAUCAAGCUUCGGCGAUUGGAGUUAGUCAUCUGAAAGAAGAGAAAGAAGCUUGGGUGGAGAUUAGGAAUAACCUAAUUCUCGAGUAAUACAUCUCGAAUAUCGUCUUCGGGAUCGACAAAGAUAUUUCAAACAAACGGUCAACAUGUUUUCGAGCGGUCCUAACUACACAAAAUUGAAGACGAACUUGAGAUUGGCGAUAAACAGGUUAAAACUAUUGGAGAAGAAAAAAACGGAAUUGGCCCAAAAGGCCAGAAAAGAAAUAGCAGAUUAUAUCGGAGCUGGAAAAGUUGAGAGGGCGAAAAUAAGAGUCGAACAUAUUAUUCGGGAAGAUUAUAUGGUUGAGGCUAUGGAAUUACUUGAAAUGUAUUGCGAUCUACUUCUGGCUCGCUUUGGUCUCAUCCAGCAAAUGAAAAAUCUAGAUGAGGGGUUGGCAGAGGCGAUAUCAACGAUUAUUUGGGCAGCCCCUCGAAUUCAAACCGAUGUCCAAGAGAUGAAAGUAAUAGCAGAUAUUUUGACAGCCAAGUAUGGACGUCAGUACACUGAUGCUUGCAGAGAAGAAGCAGUGCAGUCGAUAUCAGAGAAAUUGAAACACAAAAUGAGUGUACAAUCACCGUCAAAAUUGUUGGUAGAAAAAUACUUGAUUGAAAUUGCCAACAAUUACAAUGUCGCGUACGAGCCAGAUCCUCAAGUUAUGGCUGAAGGACAAGACGCUCUUUUAAUCGACAUAGGAAACAAUGCGGGUGAAUUGCCCAACAACUUAGACUUAGCCUCUGGAGGCUACCAUCCACCACAACCUGUUGGCUUCGUGGGAUAUCCUCAACCACCAAUUUUGCCCAAUCCUGAGGGUAGCAACAACCCAUCGGUAAAUCAAAAUGAUAAUCCUCCGGUAGGAUUCGUAUCACCUGUGGCCCCACCUGCAACAGAUAAGGAUCAAAACACAGCAUUCAAUCCAGCUGCCUUCUCUUACAACAUCCCUCUGGAUAACAGCAAUAAACAUCACCCAAGCCACGAGGAUCUGCCACCUCCUUACGGCUCAUUUCCACCAGAUUUAAAUAAGCAGUCUGAUCAAAAACCAAAACCUCAACCACGGUCAAAGAUGCCGAUGAACGACUUUAAACUACCUGAUUUACCAGUUGUUCCAACGGAGAAUGAUCAGCCUCCAGGUUCCUCUAAUGAUGACAUAGAUUUCGAUGAUUUAACAAAGAGGUUUGAAGAAUUGAAAAAACGAAAGUAACGAAACGAAGGCAGGUUUUCAGAUAACUGAAAAAUAUAUUUGUCAGUACACAACAGUACUCUGCUUAAUUUAAAAAGAAGUCACUUAUUUCUACAUCAUGUGCACAUAUUUAUUCCAAGAUUGGACAGUUAUUUUGCAAAAAUGUUAUAUUCUCAAUCUUCAUUUGAAGCACUAUCACGCUUACAAAUUGUUCAACUAUUGCUGCUAUUUUUUCAUUAAAAGAAAGAAUAUAAUCAAAUAUAAAAAAGAAAAAUUAUUACUUUACACGUUUAAGGUUUUUACAGGUGACGUUUGGAGGGUCAAUUUUGUAGAAUGUAGAACACCCAAAUCCUAGAAACUUGACACCCAGCAUUAUUAAAUUUGAACACCUUGAAGUCCAAGUUUUAGUUUCAAUUUCCAAUAAAAACAAUUCCGAAUCAUUAAAUUAAUUUACAUGCAAUGUAGGAAAAAUUGAUCAAACUUGUCAAACUAAUUUGUUACCAUAGUUAAGCGAUUUGGCGAGUGCUUGAUAUUUUACGAAUGUUACUAUAUGAUUAAACAUUUUAUUAUAAUAAACAUUCAUCUGUAAUGUGAAUUAGUCACUUCAGGGCUGUACAAAAUAUUGUGCGCUAGAUUAUUAUAUAUGUAUAUGCUAAAAUUGUAUGAUAAUAAUGAUAAAUAACCAUCACUUCCAGUCCCGCCAUACCUUGUAGAAUAUGUCCCCAUAAGUGGAUAGCUUGUGCGGUGGAGGGGGAAAUGGGUCCAUGAACAUCAUUGUGCGUCUAUAGCUAUCUUAACCCUUUCAGUCACAGUGGGAAGCUCAGCGUCCCACAUCAAGAAUCCCCAUGUCUUAGCCUUAGCACAGUUUAUUUACAACUUCGAAUAAUCUUUGUUACUUCGUAUAACCCCAAAAACUUCCGACUAACAAGUUUCGGCGAGAAUCAUGGAACUUUGAUAUUUUUUUUUGAUUUUACAACCGCCAUCUUGCAAGUCUUGUAACCCCGUACACCCACCAUAUUGAAGUUAGUAACAUUAUUGUAACGAUUCAUGUUAAUUCGGCUUGUCUGAAAUUCAGUAAACCGUAACAAAAAAAAUUCAUAUUUCGUUAUCAAGGUUCCUUUAAAAUCAUCAUAAAAUUAAGAAAACAGCGAUUUGUCCUGAAUGCUCCGUUACGAUAACGUUACUAACCUCGUAAAAACCCCCGAGUAAUAAAAUUCAGCCCUAAAUAUUGAGGUGAAUAAUGUGUGACUGAAAGGGUUCAGGGAUAACACCACUCUAGGAUUAGGGAAAUUUGAUUUUUUUCGGUUUAAACAAUACUUCAAGGUCAUAAAAACAAUAUCUAGUUGUCACAGAGUGAAAAGAAACUUUUGAAAGGUUCAAUUCUCGAUUUUGCCACAGUGCCUCGAAGCGCGCGCUGAGUGCUCGUACAACACACAUUUUUCUCGAAAUCACUUUUUUUAACUAGGAAAACAGAUUAUUUGAACACUGUUGCAUGGAUCAAUUUAAAAUUUUGACAGUAGCUUCACAAUUACAUUCUCUAUGGAAGUGCGUAGCCAUAUUUUUUUAACAAUUUACUCCUUAUUUUUUGGCCAAAAACCGACUCUUUUUUUUUCAAAACUGCAUCAUUUCUGCAAAACUUGAUUCAAAAGAAAAAAAUCUAUGCACUUCAAUAGGCAAUAGUGUAUAGAUUAAAAAAUUGGUAAAUUUUGUGCCAGAUCUUAUAGUUUACGAGAAAUCCGUCUUUCCGCGAAGGAGUUUUAAAUAAAGGUGAUUUCAAAGAUUGGCUCUGUCACCAACAUUUUGCAUCAAAAUAGUAAUAAACAUUUUUAUUUUCAUAUUUCGAUAUGUGUCAAAUAAACCCUAUGAAAAAAAUUACAUUCCUAUUUCCAUACUCUCAAAAUAAAUCGUCAAAGUUGGGCCUUUUUCCCCCCGUUAGAGUGGUGUUACUCCCUAAGAUAUUCACUAGAAACGCCCACAUUCCAUAGGGGACAGGGAAAACUGUAGAAACCUUUGCUCAGUUGUAGCCGGAUCGAGUUCAAACCUCAGUUCGCCAUUUCGGCAUCCAAAUGACGUAACCUGUCUUACAAUUUUUGUGAGUUGUCGCUCAAGUUCUCACCGACGUGCUGGGGCUUUGAGCUCAGGAUCUCCUCCUGUUCCAUAGUCACGCACGCUACGCGUAACGCUACUAUGGUCGGUGUAUACAUAAAUAUAUGUAUAUAUAUAUUUUUUUAUAUAUAUAUUUAACCAAAAUUUAGAUGAGGUUGGCAUUUUCAAUAUUCAUGCUGAAAUAUUAAAUAACAUACACACUUUGAAGUUUCAAUAAAACGACUCGUAUUUUAUGCCAUUA